CGCAAUUUGCGUAAGUGCACCGUACCAAAGACGGUCUAAAAUCGCUGAUACUCCUCAGCCUCUAAAUCAGCAAAACAGCUGCCAUACAAAUUCCGCAACAGAGCAUUCACUGUGCUAGGCUCUGCGGUGUCAAAUAAGGAUAGAUCUAUGCGCUCCUCGACGAUAAGGGGCUCGGAAUAGGGCGGAGUGUCUCAGCUCCCAACGACGGAGUAAACGCCGAGCGACAGCUUUUGGUCGCACUGUGUUCGUCGUGAAACUACGUCCGGGUUGAAACGAACGUAAACAUGCCCGAGAUAAGAGAGGACACCUUUGAUGUCAAAGACCUGGCUGAGUAUGCCAAGAAGCAGAAAUGGUGGAACCGAGUCUUCGGGAAAAAUGACUCUGGGCCAGCUGCAGAGAAGUAUUCAGUGGCCACACAGCUUAUAAUUGGAGGAGUGACAGGCUGGUGUGCAGGGAUUCUGUUUCAGAAAGUUGGGAAGCUGGCUGCUUCAGCAGUGGGUGGAGGCUUCUUUCUGUUACAGAUCGCUAACCACACAGGGUACAUCAAAAUUGACUGGAAAAGAGUGGAGCGUGAUGUGAACAAGGCAAAGAAGCAGCUGAAGCUUACUACAGAAAAGCCCCCGAAAGAAGUACGGACAAAGGUAGAAGAGGUGCAAACAUUUGUGAAGAAGAACAUUGUUCUCACUGGAGGCUUUGCAGGGGGAUUUCUGAUUGGUCUGGCAUCUUAGGAAUUUUUAAUUUUUUUUUUCUUUAAUAUUUUUUUCUCAGUUUUCUUAGAGGCUGCAUAUUAUAAAUGCAAAUUAUCAUUUAUAUAGAGAUUUAAAACUAAGUCUUGCUGCAUCUUGUAUUGGACCGUACUCCAAGCACUUGCUGUACAACGUAGAAUUUUGGAAAUUAGUUCAGGUGAGAGCCAAACAUUUAUGUUCAGGCUUCAGCAUGGCCACAAUAUCUGUAUUUUCAGCAGCAUAUUCUGUAAAGCUUAUUUGCACUGUACGAAGUUACAAGUAUGAUAUGCCAAAAUAACAUUUAUCAGGGUGUGUGUGAACGUACUUAUAGUGACUGGAAGCGAUUGAUAUUUUGCCCUACAUUUUUUCCUUGCCGCUGCAGGAUGGCACUGACCAUUUCUGUUGCUGAGAAGUAUGGGUGUUGCUUACUGUAUUCAAGGGUACUUUUAUUUAAAUAUUGAGGUAAUGUUGGUUUAACCCCCAUUAUUUUCAUUAGUUUGGCGAAGAUACCAAAGUAAAGUGGAAGUUCCAGAGACCUUAAAUUUCAUGUUAAAUUUAAACAGAGCUGUUUUAUUGCUCUAGUUAUGAUUGUCUCCAUGUACUGGCAUUUGAAUGUAUACUUGUUCAAGUUGGCCUUGUUGUCUUAGAUGUUUUAUUGGACCUACCAAAGCCUAGGCAUUGCUGGAAGUCAAAUGAACAUUAUUUGAGUUGAUUUCUUGAUAGUUCUUGUACUGCAAUAAGAGUGUACAUAAUUGGUCAGUCAGAAUGGAUGCUAGUUUAGAUUACAUUUGGGUUAAAAAGAGCCCCCUUUCUACGACCUGAAGUUUAAAAUGCAAUGUUUUAAUCAAUGUAUGCAUGUAUGUACCUUGAGGCUUUGUGAGAAAAAUGUUUUCUUCUGUUGCAAGAAUAAUCUGGUUUUAUGCCCAGGGCAUCCCCUUUAAUAAUGGAAAUGUAAAGCUCUGCUAAGCACAACAGAGACGUGACAAUUUAAAUCGUGUUGAAUAAAAAAAUCAUAAAUGCUUCAUAGCUACGAAUAACGGAGGCUUGUAUCAAAAUGCACUUCAA
This is a messenger RNA of Megalops cyprinoides (Indo-Pacific tarpon), 1790 nucleotides long. RefSeq names its product fun14 domain containing 2 (gene fundc2). Bases 285 to 728 code for a protein of 147 amino acids. NCBI's taxonomy places the organism in Eukaryota, Metazoa, Chordata, Actinopteri, Elopiformes, Megalopidae. The transcript is spliced from 5 exons. The record is from RefSeq and is a predicted model, not a curated record. Gene Ontology annotation, biological process: autophagy of mitochondrion. Gene Ontology annotation, cellular component: mitochondrial outer membrane.